This is a messenger RNA of Rotaria sordida, 3297 nucleotides long. Lineage: Eukaryota; Metazoa; Rotifera; Eurotatoria; Philodinida; Philodinidae. The record is from the annotation of a GenBank genome assembly.
AUGCCGAAAAAUAAAAAUCGAAAAGCUCGACGCGACUCGAGACCAGCAACAGCCAACAACAAUGAAAAUGUAGAUACAGCAUCCACCUCUAAUCCCUCAAUAUCAGCAGUAGAUUCUACUACAUUAAUUCCAUCUGAAUCAUCCACUGUAUCACAAUCAGCAACUGAUCCUCAAGUGACACUUUCAUCUCAGCUAUCUACUGUGCCAAAAUUAGCUUCAAUUGUUCGAGAACCAACACCAUCUGAAACACCUACUAUGCAAAAAUCAGCAGCAGAUCCUCAAGGACUACCUGAAGCUCAGCCAUCUGCUGUAUCAAAAUCAGCAUGGAGUCCCCGAGUACCUCCUCCAGCUGGAACAUCUUCUGUACCGAAGUUGACAUCGGAUCCUCAGGUGCCACCUUCAUCCCAGCCAUCUGCUACAUCAAAGUCAGCAUGGGGUCCUCGAGUAUCAUCUCCAUUAGAACCAUCCAUUAUAUCAAAACCAGUCCUGGAUUCACAAGUACUACAGCCUUCAUCUCAGCCAUCUGCUGUGCCCAAACCAGCAUGGGGUCCUCCAUCUCGAAAUCUACAUCCAAUAGAACGUUCAUCCAGUGCUUUUCCGAUGAUGAAGGAGGAAAACAGAAGUUCAUCUGUGAACAAAGACACUACUUUAUCUAAAGAACGCCGUUCUCAAAGUGUACUUUCAACGAAACGUCGUCGAUUUUUAUGCUCAGCAGUACCUGAUUCCGCUGUCUUGUCUCCAGUUCGUCGUCCGGAUGAUGGUGGUUCGAGUGGUGACAAAAUAUCGGUGUAUACUAAUCAUUUUCCUUUGCACAUCGAUAAUGCUAUUGUCAAUCAGUACGAUAUUGAGAUCUUUACGGUUGGUCAAGAUGGUAAAUUACGUGUGGCACGCAAAGAUGAACGUUGGGAAACGAUGCAAUGUAUUGCAAAAGAAAUAAAAACGUUCCCUGUUGUAUGGUAUGAUGAAGGAAAAACAUUGUACACACGAGCAUUAUUGACUGAAUUUACAAAGCCUAUUCAGAUAAAAUUGAAAAGAGGCAAUGAAACAAAAACAUUUCAACUGAACAUAUUAAAUCUUGUUCGACAAGAGAAAAUUUCAAAUAUUUUUGAUUUUAUUCAAAAGAAAAUAAUUCUUCGUCCUCGUGAAACAGUUCGAAUAAUUGAAACUCUUUUCAAACAACGUGCUCGCAAUGAUCUCGUCUGUGUUCGAAAUCAAUUCUAUAAUCGUAAUCAAAUCCUUGAUGAUCUCAAGGAUGGUCGUGGCAUGGCUAAAGGUUUCUAUCAAGCAUUGUUUCUUACACGAUGUGGACCAACACUCAAUGUUAAUCUAACAUUCACUUGCUUUUAUAUGCCAUUAAACUUUGUAGAUUUUGCUUGUAAAUACUUACGAAAAGAUAUUACCAAAGGAUUUACAGAAUAUGAAGCAAAAAUAUUCAGAAAACUAAUUCGAGAUCUACUUAUUGAAACUGAACAUACAGGCCGGAUACUUCGCUAUAAACUGCGUCGUUUUGGUCUUCCAGCCGAUCAACUUUUGUUUACAUGUGGAGAAGUAGAUGAAAGCGUAGCAGAGGCUUCUUCUAUUCAAAAGAUCAGUGUAGCCGAAUACUUCGAACAAAAAUAUCAACGAAAACUUCGCUAUCCACAUUUACCUUGUAUUGAUGGUACAGCUGGCAUCAAUAAGAGAGCCAAUUGGCUACCAAUGGAAGUGGUUAAGGUUGUCGAAUGGCAACGUUCAUUAAAGCCAUUAGAUGCAACACAACGAGCUCUCGUUUCGGGUAAAUCUAUUAUCAAACCAUUUGAACGAUAUAAUCAAAUAAUGAGUAUUAUGCAUGCACGCGAUUUUGAGACGGAUAUUUAUCUUAAAGAAUUAAAUAUUCAUGUAGACAACCAUGAAAUGCUCAAAAUCAGAGCUCGAAUUCUUACACCUCCUUCAAUUCACUAUGGUACUCGUCCAGGUCAAAAUGAAGCGAUCGAACAUGUCAAUGUUGGUAGAUGGAAAAUCCGAAAUUGGUUUUAUACAACACCUGAGAUUCAUAAUUGGGGUCUCAUCUAUAUUGGUUAUCAACAUAAUCAAAAAAUUGAUGAUAUUCUCAACGAAUUUAGCAGACAAUUACCAGAAUUACUUAAACGUAAAGGUUUUAUGAUAAAAUCAAAAUUAACUAUAACUAUCAAAUCCGAUCGGCAACAAGAUAUUGAAAAGGCUUUGACUGAUGCCAGUAAAAAUCGUUGGCAAUUAGCUAUUGUUGUGCUUAAUACGAGAUCUGAUCAAGUUUAUGAUUAUGUCAAACAAUUAGGCCAUCAACAAUUAGGUUUAAGAACACAAUGUAUCGACAUGGAAGCAUUGAUGAAAAAUAUUGGCAAUCUCAACAUGUAUGUGGAUAACUUAAGUCAGAAGAUCAAUAGUAAACUGGGUGGUAUCAAUAGUGUUGUUAAUACAAAAUUGGCUUUAAGUCGUUCUUCUAAAGAAGAUCUUUUUAUGUUCUUUGGAGCAGAUGUAACUCAUUCGACUUGUUCCACAGAUCGCCCAUCAAUUGCAGCAGUAGUUGCUUCACGUGAUCCAACUAACACUCUCUAUGCUGCUCGACUUUGCGAACAAUAUCCGAAAAAGGGUCGUUGUUCAAUGGAAAUUAUCAAAGAAUUAGAUCAAAUGGUUGCUGAUUUGCUUCGAGUCUUCGCACGCACAUGUGGUGGUCGUCUUCCAAAUAAAAUUGUCUUUUAUCGAGAUGGUGUAGAUGAAGGACAAUAUCAAAAGGUACUUGAUAAUGAAGUGAACAAAAUCAAGACGGCUUGUCGAAUUGUGUAUGGUGACCGUUCGUUGCCAAAAUUAACAUUUAUUGUUGUGAAGAAACGACAUAAUACGCGUUUCUUUCUCUAUGAUGGUAAACAGACAAUGAAUGUUCAGGCAGGUACUGUGAUCGAUCAAGAUAUUACUCAUCCAUCCCAAUUCGAUUUUUAUCUCUGUUCACAAGCAGCCAUAAUGGGUACAUCGCGACCAACUCUUUAUCAUGUUCUUCAUGAUGAUAUUGGCUUUAGUAGUGACGAUGUUCAACAAUUAACCUAUUGGUUAUGUCAUACGGAUAUGCGUUGUACUAAAUCAGUCUCGAUUCCAUCGCCUGUUCAUUAUGCUCAUCUAGCGGCAUAUGGUUCUCGUGCAUUGAAAUUCAAUGAUGAUCGUGAAUCAGACGACUUUGAUGAUGAUAAUAAUGAUGAAGAACCUGAAAGUUAUUCAAUAGAUGAUAUUAAAACUAAACUAAUGAUAUUGGACUCAAAAGUUGCCGAUGACAUGUGGUUUAUAUAA